Messenger RNA from Racocetra persica, 476 nucleotides. The record is from the annotation of a GenBank genome assembly. NCBI's taxonomy places the organism in Eukaryota, Fungi, Glomeromycota, Glomeromycetes, Diversisporales, Gigasporaceae.
AACAUGACUCUAAGUUAAUAAUGUAUAAGAGAGAUUCUCGACCAUACGAUCAAACUCCAUACAUUACCGGAGGUGGAUUAGCGUAUGGUAUUCUAUGUACAUUUUCUCUCUUCUUAAUGAUCGCUCUCUCUAUAAUCUACGGCCGUCUCGAAUACAACCGAAUUUUUGCUUAUUUUUGCAUAUCAAUGGUUACUUUUUAUAUACCUCACGUUCUUGGUGCAUGGAUAUUCGGUGCAAAUUUACGUCGCGCUCCUUCUGCAUUCUGCUGGAUUCAGGCUCUAUGGAUAAAUGCAUCAGGAAUUGCUGCUGGUCUUUCAAUAUUGAUUUAUUCUUACGAGAUUUAUAGACGUAUAGUAUGUAAUAUAACCGAUGGAGAAUGGAAACGGAGAAGAUAUUACAUUGUAAUAUGUAUUAUUUUUCCUUUGUUGGUUGGUGUCAUUCCUCCAUUUUUGAUUGCUGAAAGACCUGAUGGAAUU